UUGGGAAGUGAGACCUUACCGUAAAAACGCGUGGGGCAGCGCUGCACGUGAAUCCUCCUCCCCCCGCUGAGAGAGAGAAAAGAAAACCUAAAUUCCAAUCUCAGACAAACGCAAAGAGGGCGCAGAGCCAUCUUCUCCUUCUCCUCCCCCUUCUCCUCUGCAACUCUCUCUCUCUCUCUCUCUCUCUCUCUCCCCUCUGAAACGACAGACAACCACGAGCUCUCUCUCUUCUUUCGCUCUCUGAAAGUUCUGACAGGGACAAUGACGGCUGUCUCCGCUGACGUCGCCAAGCUAACGAAGCGUGAGAAUAUUAGUGACAUGGAUGGUUCUUUGCCCGCCGAUGGGGCCUUCAAUUACGAGAGCAUCCUCAGCGCUCUCGAUUUCCCAAUGGAAGACAUUGAUGACAGUGUCGAAGAUAACGAUUGGGACACGAAGUUCCAAGACAUAGAGCCGCCGCCUAACAUUGAUCAGUUGCUUGGUCCAGGAAUUUUUAGUUAUGAUGACGAAAAGAAACAUACCAACCUCUCCACUCCGUAUGGACAUAUGUAUCAGCGACCGCAAUUCCCAAGUGUUACUUGUGAACCAUCCGCAGCAGAGUUAGCCUUCGCAAAGAUGGCCUUGAAAGCAUUGGCUCUUGUGCUGCUCAAUUUGAGCCCAAAUUUGAAAAGCGCACCCGAAGCAAGCUUUCACGAAGCAGGCGUGCAAACCCAAUUAUUUUCAGUACACAGUUCAUCCUCAGUACCUCAUCCAAUUCCUCUGCCUCUGAAAAUUUAUAUCGUUGGGAUGCUUGUGAAUUUGACUUAGAAGCCUCUCGCACAGAGGAUACAUCAAACACUGCCAAAAGAAAACAGAAGAAGAAAACGGGAAAGCUCUCCAUGG
This is a messenger RNA of Malus domestica (apple), 879 nucleotides long. RefSeq names its product GATA transcription factor 11-like. Gene Ontology annotation, molecular function: zinc ion binding; sequence-specific DNA binding. The record is from RefSeq and is a predicted model, not a curated record. Lineage: Eukaryota; Viridiplantae; Streptophyta; Magnoliopsida; Rosales; Rosaceae. Gene Ontology annotation, biological process: cell differentiation; regulation of DNA-templated transcription. Gene Ontology annotation, cellular component: nucleus.